AUGAGCCAGCCAGUCCCGCCAGCUCCGCCCGGUACGCGUCCACCACGGGUCCGCCCCCAGGUCGGACGAACCCGCGAGCACCAGACAGUUCCGGCAAACCAUAUAUUUUCUCCGCGACCUGUUAGGUUGGGCACAGGGCUCAACUCAGGAAGGAACAUGUUGGUGUUGAAAGACAACGAGACCGAGCCAAUCACCAGAGUGCCCCUGAUUAUCGAGAGAGGCAGGAUCGAUCGACCGAAUGUGGGGGCGUACACCAUGCCAGACCAAUUCCUCCCAGCAGGGCUUUCGCUGACCCAAGUGGUCCAUUCGUACCCGAGGCACGCCUGGGGCACCAUGCUUCGGGUUUACAUGGCGGAAGGAUGGACUGCGGAACGCAUGUGGAAAAAUUUGCCUCACGACUUCCGCCGUAACCAAGGCGCCCAACGCCCCUGGAAUUAUAUCCAGGCUGCCAUGGGACGGGAGGUGGACAAGAUGUUCGAGGAGGAAACGGGAAGAAAGAGGGUCCCGAUACCAAGACCGAGGGUGCCAAGUGUGGCCGCCGAGAAUCCCAGUGAGGACGAAGAGGACCCGAGUGAGGACGAAGAAGACCAGAGUGAAGACGAAGAGAACUCGAACGAGGAUGAAUCUGAACCCGAAACAAACACCCCGCCACGCCCGCGGAAAACCCAUGCCGAUCUAACGCUCGAUCAAUUGAAAAAAAUCGCUUACAUGGCAGAUCACAAAGUGAAUGAAAUCGAGCAGCAAAUUUUCGCACUCAGGCCCGAGGCGACACAGGAGUACCGUUCAACAUGGAAAAAAGCCCAGGAUGAAUGGUACCAUGUUCAAAUGGACGCGUAUAAGCGUGAUACUGGGAGAGACCUUCGCCAUUCUCGCAAGCCGAACCUGGUGUUGCGGGAGGUGUGGAAGACGGGCCACCCGCGGAGUGAUGAUGAAAGCCUCUCCGAAUAUCACGCCAGGGCUGAGUGGAACGCCUGGUAUAGGCUCAUCAAACAGUUUCAAGACCUCGAAAAUGCGCGGAGGGCGCAGCUGCAGCUGAUGCAGCUGGAGGUGGCGAACGUGACAACGACAGAGUAG
Messenger RNA from Cladophialophora bantiana CBS 173.52, 1074 nucleotides. RefSeq lists its product as uncharacterized. The record is from RefSeq and is a predicted model, not a curated record. Lineage: Eukaryota; Fungi; Ascomycota; Eurotiomycetes; Chaetothyriales; Herpotrichiellaceae. The transcript has a single exon. Bases 1 to 1074 code for a protein of 357 amino acids.